AUGAGCCGGGAAUCGGUGUCACCCCGAGGAAAAGGUCAGGCCUCAACUCCUGCCAAUGGUGGAUAUGGUGACGGUCAGGUAGGUGUUUUCGUUUCUGUAUAUGACUCAUUUUUUGAUAAUGAGGUUAUCGAAAGGAUUCGUUUUAGGGCGACGGAUUCACAGAGUCUCAAAGGGCCUCGAGAAGGCGACGUGAUACUGAUAUGAGUAAAGUAAGGCAGGAAUUCUUUGAUUAUUAUUUCUUUAGACAAACAUUUAUAUUAGAGGCCUGACUCCUUCUUGUGUUCCUGAAGAACUUUUCAACUUAUGCCAGAAGUAUGGCAAUAUCACCUCAACCAAAGCAGUUGUUGAUCAAGACACAAAGAAAUGUAAGGGAUAUGGGUUUGUUGCCUUCGAGGAUCCAGAAUCUGCUGCUAGAGCGAUUGACGGAAUCAACAAAGAAGGCAGAUAUCAAGCUCAAAUAGCGAAAGAGAUUAGACCACGGCCUGAGAGAGUAAGAGAUUCAUAAAGGAAAGUUUAUUUUAUUAAUUUUAGACAUUUCCUCAUGCGGUACAAGAUCCAACGAAUCUGUAUAUUGCAAACCUUCCGAAGGAUUUUGAGGAGGUCAAUAUAAGAGAUUUGUUUAGCCGCCAUGGAGUUGUCAUUAGUACCAGAGUUCUCCGUUUUGACGAUGGUUCCAGUAGAUGUGUAGGAUUUGCUCGAAUGGACAGCAAGGAGACUUGCGAAUUUAUUAUCAAUGUAGGUGGUGUAUAUGUUUGAGGUAAUAUUUGUAGCGUUAUCAUGGAAAGCCGUUGGAAGGGCAUACGGAAAAUUUGGUAGUUAAAUUGGCCGAUUCGGGUUCUCGUAGAAGCAAGCCUCCUCCGCCGCCUCCUAACACGGGUAUGGGCGAUCAGGUACGUAUUUUUUGUUGUAUAAUCUUUGUUUUUAUUUUAGUCAGGGAUUGGUCAUUGGCAAUCUACGCCACCUUACAAUUCAUACUCGGAAGAAGAGCAAUCCGUUCUCUCACCUUCUUAUUAUCAGGGAAAUGGAGUCGCUUACAGCCCCCCGGGCGGUCAAUUCGUUCCAUUUUAUCAAGUUUUCGAGCCUCAACUUGGCACUUAUCCUCAAUAUCCCACUCAGUUGCCGGUUAAUAUGUAUGCCUCUCCUGUUUACAGUCAAGGCCCUCAGUCUCCUCUUAAUCAGACGCCUCCUCAACGUCCCCCAGUUUCUGGUUCGGGUCCAAUCAUUUACUCGCCACCUCAGAACAUCGACUAUUAUCCACAAAAGGAGGCUUACAAGUUCAACCAGCCCUUUUAUCCUUAUCCUUACGGCCAGGUGGUCCCUCAAAAUGCUCAGCAAGAUCCUCAACAAUAUGUUCAAUCUAAUUUUCAGCCACAGGAGGUAAGCGAGGACGUUUUAUGAGACAUUAUCUACUUUGGUUUUUAAUGUUUAAUUUGCAGGGAGCAUCUUCGGUUCCUUACAUUACUUCUCCAUAUAUGAUGGACAACACAGGUCAAUUUGUUUAUGGCCAAAGCCCUCCACAACAUUUGCAUCAUCUCCAGCAAACCCAUAUUCAGCAGCUCCAAGCACAGCAACAACAGCCUCAGGGUUCAAACGAAUCGUCUCUGGAGCAGGAAGUGUCUAAUCUCAAUAUCAACAAGGACUCGGCCCCGGAGGCUAGUCCGAACGCAUGA
Molecule: messenger RNA, 1670 nt
Organism: Bursaphelenchus xylophilus (pine wood nematode)
Lineage: Eukaryota; Metazoa; Nematoda; Chromadorea; Rhabditida; Aphelenchoididae
Source: the annotation of a GenBank genome assembly